AUGGCCAUCAUUCCGUGGACCGAUCAUGUCCCUUUCGGUCUUAUGGCCAUCAUUCCGUGGACCGAUCAUGUCCCUUUCGGUCUUAUGGCCAUCAUUCCGUGGACCGAUCAUGUCCCUUUCGGUCUUAUGGCCAUCAUUCCGUGGACCGAUCAUGUCCCUUUCGGUCUUAUGGCCAUCAUUCCGUGGACCGAUCAUGUCCCUUUCGGUCUUAUGGCCAUCAUUCCGUGGACCGAUCAUGUCCCUUUUCGGUCUUAUGGCCAUCAUUCCGUGGACCGAUCAUGUCCCUUUCGGUCUUAUGGCCAUCAUUCCGUAGACCGAUCAUGUCCCUUUCGGUCUUAUGGCCAUCAUUCCGUAGACCGAUCAUGUCCCUUUCGGUCUUAUGGCCAUCAUUCCGUAGACCGAUCAUGUCUCUUUCGGUCUUAUGGCCAUCAUUCCGUAGACCGAUCAUGUCUCUUUCGGUCUUAA
Acanthosepion pharaonis is the source of this 465-nucleotide messenger RNA. The record is from the annotation of a GenBank genome assembly. NCBI's taxonomy places the organism in Eukaryota, Metazoa, Mollusca, Cephalopoda, Sepiida, Sepiidae.